Molecule: messenger RNA, 855 nt
Organism: Temnothorax curvispinosus
Lineage: Eukaryota; Metazoa; Arthropoda; Insecta; Hymenoptera; Formicidae
Product: deoxycytidylate deaminase
Exons: 4
Coding region: 152-739 (195 amino acids)
Biological process (GO): dUMP biosynthetic process; dTMP biosynthetic process
Cellular component (GO): cytoplasm
Molecular function (GO): zinc ion binding; dCMP deaminase activity
Source: RefSeq, a predicted model, not a curated record
UUGGCGGCAAUUGUACAUACAUAUAUCUGUUCUAUGUAGGUUAGAUUUCCAUCCAAAGGCUUAUAAUUCUUUGUAUCUGCAUAACACGUUCAAAUAUCGAGAGAUACUUAAACAUCUGAUUUGCGUCCUCGUGAGAAAUUCAAGACCGGCCAUGGCGGGAACGUUAUGCGAAGGAGGUAGUUCUAAGAGAACGUCGUACAUUGAUUGGGACGAAUAUUUCAUGGCCAUUGCGUUCCUCUCUGCGAAACGGAGCAAAGAUCCCUGCACCCAGGUCGGUGCGUGUAUCGUUAAUAAUGACAAGAGAAUCGUCGGUAUUGGCUACAACGGGAUGCCCAUGGGAUGCAGUGACGAUGAGUUCCCUUGGAAUAAGGGCCCCCAUACUAGUUUAGACGCAAAAUUUCUUUAUGUGUGUCAUGCGGAGGUGAAUGCGGUCCUGAACAAAAAUUCGAGCGACGUUAAAGACUGCACGAUAUAUGUUGCCCUAUUCCCGUGCAACCAGUGCGCGAAAGUAAUAAUACAAUCCGGCAUAAAAAGCGUCAUAUACAUGUCCGACAAAUACGCUCACAAAGUCGAGACAAUAGCCGCGAAAAGAAUGUUCGAUGCCGCGGGCGUGAAGUAUAGGCAGUACGUCCCAAAGAAUACAAAAAUAGAAAUUAAUUUCAGCGACAUUAACUGGACCGAGAUGAACCAAUUGCCGCAAACUCCGACAAAACAGGAAGAUCAAAGAAAUGAGGAUUAAAAUCACGUUGAUCACUAUUUUGUCUUACACGAAUAAAUCUGAUUUGAUAACGGACACGUGUAUUGUAUUUUUUUUUAUUCUUUCAAAAAGUAUUACGUUUAUUUAGCUACGAAUAA